This is a messenger RNA of Wickerhamiella sorbophila, 708 nucleotides long. RefSeq lists its product as hypothetical. The transcript has a single exon. The record is from RefSeq and is a predicted model, not a curated record. NCBI's taxonomy places the organism in Eukaryota, Fungi, Ascomycota, Dipodascomycetes, Dipodascales, Trichomonascaceae. Bases 1 to 708 code for a protein of 235 amino acids.
AUGCCAACCGUGGGUUUGAUAGAGCUUUGCGAGCGCGGGCUCAAGGCAGGUCUGGUGGGCAACUACAGGGUGCAGGUCGAAACAAAACACGAUACUGAUUUGUGGGACGAAAAUUGCGGUCUUUGGGAUGACAAAAAAGUAUCCAUGUUCGUGUCAACCCUGCAUUUUCUGUGCAUAGACACUCUGGAUCAGCUGCUCGUUACAGCGACGAAAACCCAGAUAGUGAUCAUAGAACCGCCCCUUUUGCCCUACCUAAUCAAGCAAUGGCUCGCUCAGAUCUUGCUAGAAGAUAUACGCGUCUUGUCGCUGGCGUUUCUGCCGCUGUCGGUGUGCACGGUGGUCGGGGCGGGGAAAAAACACGGGCUGGUUGGACUGGAGCUGCAUGGACAAGCCUGUUUUGUGCCUGUUUACGAAUACCGGGAAUUGACUCCGCAUAUUGGCAUGGCUAGCAUCAACGAGGCCGACGUCGACGACGACGAAAUGCCCAUCGAGACGCUGUCCGAAAAGUCUAUCAGGCAAUUGACCUAUGACAUAAGAAAGUCUAUGCAGAUUAUUAAUGUGGACUUGCUGGCGGCCGACAGAGCCCCCCCGAACACAGCGUUCAUUGGCGGCCACAUUAUUGUCGAGAACUCGACCGUCCGCAACGUGCUGUCCCGCAAAAAGUACCUGAAUCGCGAGCAGGGAGUCUACGACUCGCUGUUUGCCUAG